CGAACUGCUGUCUAAAGCCAUGGAACUUCCUGAUGAUAGCGUGGCUAGUAAGAGUGACACGGACUGCCCGUCUGAAGAUGACGCAGUAAGUGCCAUCAUGAAUGUUAUCACACCGGCGGUUACUAUCCCAGUUACCCCGGAAGUAAAACCUACUAGGCGUUCGAAGCGUCUUAGUAAGCGAAAAGGUAACAAAACGGAAGCUGUAAACAGCAUCUCGGAACCAGAGAACACCGUAAGCGAAGUUCACCAUGAAGGUGGUGCAGACACUGAUUUUAAUUGUACCAUCAAAAACUGCAGCAGCCCUGAGAAGCAACUGCAGGCAGGCAGAUGAUAAGUGGGUAACAAAAAUAAGCAGUCGGAAGAAAUAUAGUAAUAUUGAUGGUAGGCAAACGUCUGUCACCUGUAGCCAGGCUGCAUCAAUAGUGGUGAGAAAGGACGUAGCCACUGUUAAAUACGACAAGCUCUCCUUAGACUCUAACAUAAUUGUUGGAAAUUUGGAAGAGUCUAAAGAAUCUGAUCCCGUGAAAAGGCACGAUCACGACCUUAAGUUAGUGAGUAGUAUUAUAAGGAAGAUUCUCCCAGCGAAUUUCCCUGGAGUAUCGAUUAAAAAGCUGAUUAGAAUAGGCAAAAGAGAUAAUGAAUGUUCUAGUCAGCGUAGACUGCUUAAAGUAGUCUUAGGUUCUCCUGAUGAACGGAAUCAUCUGCUGGCUAAUGUACACAACCUUGCCGGGUCAGGAAUUUCAGCCAGACCUGAUUUAUCUCUUGAAGACAGACUUAAACGAAAAGAAGUUUUGUCCCAGCUAGAUACAAGACGUAAAAAUGGUGAGACUAACCUUAAAUUGGUGGGUUUUCAAAUAGUCAGG
Trichobilharzia regenti is the source of this 863-nucleotide messenger RNA. NCBI's taxonomy places the organism in Eukaryota, Metazoa, Platyhelminthes, Trematoda, Strigeidida, Schistosomatidae. The record is from the annotation of a GenBank genome assembly.